CACGCACAAGACGAAGCUCUCCGAUCGUCCUCCGCCUCUCUUUUCCCUCGGUCCACCGCAAGACCAGAAGAAGGGGAAGGUAAAAUUUAAGGAGGAGAGGGCGUCGGGAGAGACGAAAUUGAGGCGAAGAAAGAGGAACGCUCGGUCCCCCAAAACCCUGCAAACCCUAACCCUUGAAUCGAAGGUGAGGACGGUGGAUGGAGCUCGAGAACACGGUGAAGGAGGCCUUGAACGCCCUCUACCACCACCCCGACGACGCCGUCCGCGGCCGCGCCGACCGCUGGCUCCAGGACUUCCAGCGCACCAUCGACGCCUGGCAGGUCUCUGAUAACUUACUUCAUGAUGCCAACAGCAACAUGGAGACACUGAUAUUCUGUUCCCAGACUCUUAGAAGCAAGGUACAACGGGACUUUGAAGAGUUACCUUCAGAAGCCUUUCGUCCGUUACGCGAUUCAUUAUAUGCAUUGCUUAAGAAACUUGAUACGGGCCCCCCUAAAGUCAGAACUCAGAUUUGCGUUGCUGUUGCUGCUUUGGCUGUGCAUGUAUCUGUCGAAGACUGGGGAGAUGGUGGUAUUGUAAAUUGGUUAAGCAGUGAGAUGAAAUCUCAUCCUGAGUAUAUGAGAAGUUUCCUAGAGUUGCUGACUGUCUUGCCUCAGGAAGCUCAUAGCUAUAAGAUAGCCGCUCGUCCCGAAAGGCGGCGUCAGUUUGAGAAGGAACUUAUUUCAUCAGCUGAAGUUGCUCUCAGUCUCUUGACUGCUUGUUUGGGUUUUGAUAAUUUCAAAGAGGAGGUUCUGGAGGGUUUUGCUUCAUGGCUUCGCUUGAGCCGUGGGAUUCCUGCCUCUACACUUGCUUCCCAUCCUCUAGUGCAUGCAGCUUUAUCGAGCUUAAGUUCAGAGCAACUUUUGGAGGCAGCUGUAAAUGUGAUAUCAGAAUUGAUACACUUCACUGUAUCUGGAGGUUCCGGUGAUCUGUCUGCACAAAUGCCACUAAUUCAUGUUCUCGUGCCUCAUGUAAUGAGUCUGAAGGAGCAACUUGGAGAUUCUUCAAAGGAUGAAGAAGAUGUGAAGGCCAUUGCUCGCUUGUUUGCAGACAUGGGGGAUUCCUAUGUAGAGUUGAUUGCAACUGGUUCUGAUGAUUCAAUGCUUAUCAUACAAGCACUGCUUGAAGUUGCUUCACACCCUGAAUAUGACAUUUCAUCAAUGACAUAUAACUUCUGGCACAACCUCCAGACUAUCUUGACCAGAAGGGAAUCAUACUUGACAUAUGGAUCUGAGGGUUCAAUCGAGGCAGAAAGGAAUAGGAGGUUACAUGUUUUCCGUGCACCAUUUGAGAUGCUGGUUUCUCUUGUAAGUUUUCGAGUUGAAUAUCCAAAAGACUAUGAGGAACUGUCAGAAGAGGACCAUAAGGAUUUUAAGCAUACUAGAUAUGCUGUUAAUGAUGUAUUAAUUGAUGCGACAACCAUUCUAGGCGGUGAACAAACACUUAAGAUUCUCUCCAUGAAGCUAUUUCAGGCUGUUGGAAAUCACAGACAUGGAGAGAGCUUCAAAUGGCAGCCUGUUGAGGCUGCACUAUUCUGUAUACAAGCAGUGGCUAAGACUGUUUCAACUCAAGAAGCAGAAGUAUUGCCCCAGAUUAUGGCGUUACUUCCAAAACUUCCUUAUGAACCUUACUUGUUACAAACAGUUUGUUCUACCAUUGGAGCAUAUUCAAAAUGGAUUGAUGCUGCUCCGGUUGAACUUUCAAUCUUGCCACCACUAGUUGAUAUUCUUACCAAGAGCAUGAGUGCAUCAGAAGACUCUGCAGCAGCUGCUGCAGUUGCAUUUAAGUAUAUAUGUGAAGAUUGCAGCAGGAAAUUUCUUGGAGCACUGGAUGGUCUUUUCCAUAUUUAUCAUAUAGCCAUUAGUGGAGAAGGGGGAUAUAAAGUGUCUUCUGAUGAUUCAAUGCAUUUGGUUGAAGCAUUGAGUGUGGUCAUCAAGGAACUUCCACCUGAGCAUGCCAAGAAGGCUUUGGAGCUAGUUUGCCUGCCAAUUGUUACUCCAUUACAAGAGUUUACGAAUCAAGGUGGAGGAUCUAUACAGGAAACACCUGCAAGUCAGCUGACGAUUCAUAUUGACCGUCUUGCAUGCAUUUUCAGGAAUGUAAGUCUUCCAGAAAUUGUAGCAGAAGCAGUCAACAGGUUCUGGCCAAUUUUCAAAACUAUCUUUGAUCAUCGUGGCUGGGACAUGCGAACAAUGGAGUCUCUAUGCCGUGCCUGUAAAUAUGCUGUGAGAACCUGUGGAAGAUUCAUGGGAGUUACCAUUGGCUCAAUGCUUGAGGAGAUUCAAGUCUUGUAUCUGCAGCAUAAUCAACCUUGCUUCCUUUAUCUGUCAAGUGAAGUUAUAAAGAUGUUUGGAUCAGAUCCCUCUUGUGCCGACUACCUUAGAAAUUUGAUCGAGUCACUUUUCAGUCAUACAACAAAGCUUCUUACAACUAUUCAAGAUUUUACUGCGAGACCAGACAUAGCGGAUGACUGUUUUCUGUUGGCUUCAAGAUGCAUUCGCUAUUGCCCUGAUUUGUUUGUGCUCUCUUCUAUAUUUCCAUAUCUAAUUGACUGCUCGAUGGUUGGGAUUACUAUACAGCACAGAGAUGCUUGCAAGUCCUUAUUGAACUUUCUAUCUGAUGUCUUUGACCUUGCAAAUUCUUCGGCUGGAGAAAAGUACCAGUCCAUAAUAAAUGGUACAAUAAUUCCUCGUGGUGCUACUCUUACCAGAAUUUUGAUUGCAUCUCUAACCGGAGCACUUCCGUCUUCUCGAUUAGAGGAGGUGACAUACGUCCUGUUGUCGCUAACCAGGACAUAUGGUGUCAGGGUUUUGGUGUGGGCAAAGGAGAGUAUCUCACUUAUACCACACACUGCCCUCACGGAGGCUGAAUCUUCUACCUUCCUUAAAGCUCUCUCUGAUGCUGCAUCGGGAUCAGAGAGUUCUGCCCUCACAGAAACACUCGAGGAGCUUUCGGAUGUUUGCCGACGCAGUAGGACGGUUCAAGAUGUAGUUCAGGGAGCCCUGAGGCCCCUCGACUUGAAGUUUACAGCUGUAUCUUAGAUUUUUGGAAGAGAGGCUGAUUCAGAAUCCGGUGUGUUAUUCUUCGACUGAUCCAAACCUCGAGGAAUAAGGUAAUCUUUGCUCCUUUGGGCUUGUGUGAUUGUGGUGAUAGAAUUUUGACUUUGUUGUGUUGAGUAUGAACAAGCAAGAUUUUCUCAUUAUUCAAAUUGCUACAACUAAGAGUUAUCUCCUUAUGUUUUAAUUUUUCAAGGAGUAGCUCAUUUAGCUAUAGCUGGUCAUGCAGUUCUUGUAUACCUGAAUGUAUUCCAUGUAUAUGUCCCUAUUUAUUGUCCUUGGGUCUUAUUUUCUUUCACGGUGAGGAAAUAGCUGAUGCCUUUUACCAGUCAAUUUAGAGAGUAUAUGAACCCUGGUACGUUUAAUCAAGUUUGUCAUUUGGUGUGGCAAGUUUACAUUUGAUGGUGAA
Molecule: messenger RNA, 3504 nt
Organism: Musa acuminata subsp. malaccensis (wild Malaysian banana)
Lineage: Eukaryota; Viridiplantae; Streptophyta; Magnoliopsida; Zingiberales; Musaceae
Product: transportin MOS14
Biological process (GO): protein import into nucleus
Cellular component (GO): cytoplasm
Molecular function (GO): small GTPase binding
Source: RefSeq, a predicted model, not a curated record